Messenger RNA from Elephantulus edwardii (Cape elephant shrew), 1461 nucleotides. RefSeq names its product fibrinogen beta chain (gene FGB). Bases 34 to 1461 code for a protein of 475 amino acids. The record is from RefSeq and is a predicted model, not a curated record. Gene Ontology annotation, molecular function: signaling receptor binding. Gene Ontology annotation, biological process: blood coagulation; platelet activation; protein polymerization. Gene Ontology annotation, cellular component: fibrinogen complex. The transcript is spliced from 8 exons. Lineage: Eukaryota; Metazoa; Chordata; Mammalia; Macroscelidea; Macroscelididae.
CUUGCUUCUUGGAACUUCCAAAAGUUUAAAAUUAUGAAGUAUCUAUUAUUGCUAUUACUGCUAUGUGUUUCUACAGUUAAGCCCCAAGACUAUGACGAGCCUGGUUUGGGUGCCCGUGGUCACCGACCCCUUGACAGGAAAAGGGAAGAGGCUCCCAGCCUGAGGCCUGCUCCCCCGCCCAUCAGUGGAGGAGGCUAUAGGCCUCGGCCCCCCAAAACUCAGCCCAAUCAGAAGAAGUUGGAAAGGAAAGCUCCAGAUGCCGGCGGCUGCCUUCACGCUGAUGCAGAUCUGGGAGUUUUAUGUCCUACAGGAUGUCAGUUACAAGAAGAUUUGUUAAAACUGGAAAGACCCAUCAAAAACAGUGUUGAUGAAUUAAAUAACAAUCUGAACUCCAUCUCCCAGACUUCUUCUACCACCUUCCAGUACAUGACUUUGCUAAAAGACAUGUGGAAAAAGAGGCAGAAGCAAUUAAUAGAUAAUGAAAAUGUAAUAAAUGAGUACUCCUCAGAGAUGGAGAAGCAGAAAGUGUAUAUAGAAGAGACUGUAAAUAGUCAUGUCCCAACUAACCUCCGUGUGCUCCGUGCAAUCCUGGAAAACCUGAGAAGCAAAAUACAGAAAUUAGAAUCCGAUGUCUCAGCUCAGAUGGAAUACUGCCGCACGCCAUGCACAGUCAGUUGCAAUAUUCCUGUGGUUUCUGGCAAAGAAUGUGAAGAAAUUAUCAGGAAAGGAGGUGAAACAUCUGAAAUGUACCUUAUUCAGCCUGAUAGUUCCAUCAAACCAUAUAGAGUAUACUGUGAUAUGACCACAGAAAAUGGAGGAUGGACAGUAAUUCAGAAUCGCCAGGAUGGUAGUGUUGACUUUGGCAGAAAAUGGAAUCCGUAUAAACAAGGAUUUGGAAAUAUUGCAUCCAAUGAGGAUGGCAAGAAGUUCUGUGGCCUACCAGGUGAGUAUUGGCUUGGAAAUGAUAAAAUUAGCCAGCUUACCAAAAUGGGACCCACGGAACUUCUGAUUGAAAUGGAAGACUGGAAAGGCGCUACGGUGAAGGCCCUCUAUGGAGGAUUCACUGUACAGAAUGAGGCCAACAAAUACCAAAUCUCAGUGAGCAACUAUAAAGGAACGGCUGGAAAUGCUCUCAUGGAUGGAGCUUCUCAACUGGUGGGAGUAAACAGAACCAUGACCAUCCACAAUGGCAUGUACUUCAGCACCUAUGACCGAGACAAUGAUGGCUGGAUAAAUGCAGACCAAAGUAAACAAUGUUCUAAAGAGGAUGGAGGUGGAUGGUGGUAUAACAGAUGUCAUGCAGCCAAUCCAAAUGGCAGAUACUAUUGGGGUGGAAAUUACAGGUGGGACAUGGCAAAACAUGGCACAGAUGAUGGAGUAGUGUGGAUGAACUGGAAGGGAUCAUGGUAUUCCAUGAAGAAAAUGUCUAUGAAGAUUAGACCCUUCUUCCCACAGCAAUAA